UACUGUAGUGGCGGCGCAGCCAUGUCGGGCCCGGCGCGUGCGCGAUUCCUCGCGCUCCACCUCGUGCCCGCCACACUUUUGCUUCUGCUAAGGAAUCCUACCCCUACAUCAGCGGUAGUGUGUAACCAAACAGUAUGCGACUGUGCCGGCAUCAAAGGGGACGUAGGAUCUGUUGGACCACCCGGUGUGCCUGGUCUUCAAGGUGAUUACGGUGAAGAUGGACCUAUCGGCCGCCCAGGGCGACCCGGUGAGGCAGGGGACAUCGGUGACAGAGGCGAUUUAGGAGACAAAGGAACACAGGGCAUUCGGGGACCUUAUGGACCCAGAGGGGACACAGGACCACAGGGACCCUAUGGACCUCAAGGAGUCCCGGGUUUAGAGGGUUUUGAUGGCUGUAGCGGUAUCGAUGGUAUUAUGGGACCUCCUGGACCAAUGGGUGAUGUCGGAGAAAGGGGUUCACCUGGACGUGGAGGAGAAAAAGGUGAUCAAGGUGCUGCUGGUGAUGGCGGUGUAAACUCGCGUGGUGCGAAAGGUGAUUCAGGUGAACUAGGACGCCAAGGAGUGCCCGGACCUCCAGGAGUAAUGGGUUUUAGAGGAGAUAGUGGACCGCAAGGACCAGUUGGUGAUGAGGGACUCCAAGGUAUUCGCGGAGAACCAGGAGAUAGAGGAAAAGAGGGAGACGACACAAUAGGACCACCGGGAGAAAAAGGUGAUCAAGGGCCCGUUGGUGAGCCGGGCAGACCAGCGUCUAUUAUUGUGACCAGCGAAGUUCGACAGAAUAUUACAAUUAUAACAAAGGGUAACAAAGGCCAAAAAGGACUUAAGGGACAGCGAGGAGUGAAGGGACUUAAAGGGAUGAUUGGUUCCAUUGGUCCACGAGGAACUGAUGGCUUGCCUGGAAUUCAAGGAUACAAAGGUGACCAAGGUCAUGAUGGGCCUAGAGGAAAGGUUGGUCAUCGCGGGCGAGACGGUAACCCUGGCCCUAAGGGAGACAAGGGUGCACCAGGAUUUGCUGGUCCAGAUGGUGCAGACGGUUAUAGAGGAGAGAGAGGUGAAGAUGGAAUGCCUGGUAAUCCUGGACUACAAGGGUAUGCUGGUGAACCGGGAAUUUAUGACGAUAAAUUGGAUGUACCACCCGUACCCGGACCAAUGGGACCUCAAGGUCCUGAAGGUUUUGUGGGUCCUAUCGGUGCACCCGGCUAUCCUGGUCGGCGUGGUUUACCUGGUGUUGUGGGUCCACCCGGUUUACCAGGAAUCAAAGGAACUCAAGGAAGACAAGGUAUACCCGGCACGUCAACUAAAGGAGAACCUGGUAAUGACGGUUUCAAAGGGUUUCCUGGAUAUAGAGGACCCUCAGGUUUUGAAGGACCAUCUGGCGUCGUAGGACCUAGAGGGUUUAAGGGAUCUAAGGUUAUUGGGCCUGUUGGGGAAGAAGGCUCACCUGGCUUAGACGGAAUACCUGGUCAAAGAGGAGAUCGGGGUGAGUCGGGUGACAUGGGACCUUCUGGUUAUCCGGGGACAGGUGUACAUGGAGUUGGUCCUCCAGGAGAAGAAGGCCCUCCAGGAUUUCCAGGUCAAUCUGGAGACCCAGGCUCACCCGGACGUCCAGGAUUUUUAGGACCAAAAGGAGAACGUGGUGAUGAUUGUCCGUAUUGUAAAUCAGGAUCAGAUGGUCCGAAAGGACAACGAGGAGACUAUGGUUUCAAUGGACAGAAAGGUUACCCAGGCUUAGAAGGGAUUCCGGGAGCUCGAGGCAUCAAAGGUUUUGGAGGAAUACCUGGACUGAAGGGACCAAAAGGUCCAAAAGGAAAUAAGGGAAUUGCUGGUGGAGCAGGACCACAAGGAUCCAAAGGGCCAAAAGGAAGAGUAAUUUUCGACCCGCCACUAGCACAAAUUAAAGCGGAAGUCGGACCACGGGGUGACAGAGGGUUCAUGGGUUACCCUGGUAUGCCGGGAGAUGCAGGAUGGCCAGGUCGCGCUGGAGAAAUAGGUUUUAUGGGUAUCAAAGGUCAAAUGGGUGAUGAUGGCUUCCCCGGCAGACCAGGAAGAAAUGGAACUAGGGGAAGAGACGGUCUGCCGGGAAGGCCAGGCCGACCAGCCACAGUACCUAUUCAUUUCCUGGUUGGACAAAAAGGAGAACCUGGAUUGAAGGGUUUAUCUGGCGAGCCUGGUGAAGACGGUCCUCCUGGUGAACCCGGUGAAUCUCUUGCCUAUGGAAUUAACACUAAAGGUCCCAAAGGGUACCCUGGACUUUCUGGACAAAAAGGAUUGCCUGGAUUAAAGGGAGAAAGGGGUGAAUUAGGCUUCGAUGGCUUGCCGGGUUUAGCCGGUGAUCAAGGUCUACCCGGUAGAUCCCAGCGAGGAGAAAAAGGUUUUAAGGGAUUUAUAGGAAUUAAGGGAAGUAUUGGGCCAUACGGUAUACCUGGAGCAAGAGGACAACAAGGAUUAAAAGGAUUCCCUGGUAACCCUGGGAAAAAAGGGGCGCGUGGUGAUGCUGGGCCCGCUAUACUGGUUGGAGAAAAAGGCUUCGAUGGCAUACCUGGCGUUCGAGGUGACGAUGGCGAUGAAGGUUACUCUGGAGUUCCAGGAAGAACUGGCUCUAUGGGACCAAAAGGAAUUCAAGGACCAACCGGAGACUUAGGUCCAGACGGACCCCAAGGACCACAGGGAAGAAAAGGUAUGUCUGGAAUAGAAAUUCGAGGUGCACCAGGUAUGUCUGGUCGGCCAGGGAGACCAGGACGAAUAGGUAUUGUUGGCGAACCGGGAUUACAAGGAUCUAAUGGAAUUCCUGGAGACAUGGGCCCUAAAGGAAUGAAGGGAAACACUGGGUAUAUGGGAUUUAUUGGCAUGCGAGGAGAAAACGGACCACCUGGUCCUGACGGAUUUCCGGGUUUGGCAGGAAUAGUGGGCAAUAAAGGUGAUCAAGGAGAGCGAGGAGAUACGGGUGCUAAUGGAUUCGACGGGGAACCUGGUUCAAUAGGUCCCAUAGGAAGUCCCGGACAGAAAGGAGAUCAGGGUGAUAUAGGUCCUGAUGGUUUACCGGGGACUGAUGGCAGGCCUGGUUUCAAGGGAGGUAGAGGAGAUGUUGGUUUUCCAGGAUUACCUGGGGCUAGAGGUGAAAACUCUCUAAGAGGUAUGAAAGGCGAUGGAGGUCAGCCGGGUUUGAAUGGCAUUCCCGGACGCCCCGGUUUGAAAGGUUUUAAAGGUAUCGUCGGUGACAUUGGAUCUCCUGGCGUGAUUGUAACAGGAGAACCUGGUAUAAAAGGUGAAAAAGGAAAUGACGGAUAUCCAGGAAGAAAUGGGGCUGUUGGAAGAAAAGGAGAUCAGGGUGAUAUCGGUCUUAUAGGAGAACGCGGUGAAGAUGGUGGUAAAGGUUUCCCUGGCAGACCAGGUCGCCCAGGAAGGCAUGGAUCCGUUGGAUUAAAAGGACAACAGGGUGAAUUUGGACUCACUGGAAACUCAGGACAAAAAGGUGACGAAGGCAUGGUUGGUAGACCGGGUAGAAUCGGUUCCCCUGGACUUCCUGGUGAAGUAGGUAAUGAAGGUCCACCUGGAGUCCAAGGUUUUACAGGAGCUAAGGGAGUCCAAGGUGACAUGGGUCUAACCACUUAUGUGGCUCCCACUAAGGGUGACAUUGGUGAUAUUGGUAUGGAAGGAUUACCUGGUGAACCAGGAGAUACAGGUGACAUUGGAUACGUGGGUUACGUUGGUAGAAAAGGAGAUCGUGGUGAUGUAGGAUAUCAAGGACAAGUUGGUGAUACUGGUAUACCAGGCUACAGGGGUUCAACAGGUGACCAAGGACCUCCAGGACUACCUGGCAUUAAUGCAGAGAAUGCUCCAAGGGGUGAACAAGGAAAACCUGGAUUUGAUGGUCUACCUGGAUGGCCUGGACCUAGGGGACAAAAGGGUAAGCCAGGUGAAUAUGGUAUAAACGGUCCUGAUGGAUUACCUGGCCCCCCUGGUCUCUCAUUCCAAGGACCGAAAGGAAUGACUGGAAUGGAUGGUGCUCCAGGUCAACAAGGUAUGCCUGGGAGACCCGGAAGGGAAGGAUUCGAAGGUAGUCCCGGCAUGCGUGGAUUCCAGGGUGACACUGGCGAAAUUGGAGAUUCUUACAGCCCUAAAGGUGAAAGAGGUGACCAAGGUCAACCAGGCUUCUAUGGAGCUAUUGGACAAAAAGGGGAGCUUGGCGACAAUGGUAUAGACGGACGACGAGGACGAGAGGGAUUGGCAGGUGUCAAAGGGUUCAGAGGAGAUGAGGGAGAAGAAGGGUUUUACGGACAAGCUGGACUUAAAGGUAUUAAGGGUGAUGCUGGCGAUACAGUUGACAUAUUUGAUAUUAAACCUGGACCGCUUGGCGACAUUGGACCAAAUGGAUUCAACGGACAGCCCGGGCAAGACGGAAAACCUGGUGCUUUUGGCCGCAAUGGUGUGCCAGGAAGCAAAGGAGAGAGAGGCGAUAUCGGUUUCCCAGGACGAGCAGGACCUCAGGGACUUAUGGGACGAGAGGGGCUGAAGGGAAUCAAAGGCUUACAAGGAUACCAAGGAAACCGUGGUAUUACUGGCAAUGCUGGCAUUCCAGCUGUACAACCUAUGCCAAAAUCUCGAGGCUUUUACUUUACAGUACAUUCACAAAAAAGAAUGAUUCCACAAUGUCCAGCAGGAACUUCACCCCUUUGGAGCGGAUACUCCCUUAUACAUAUCCUUGCUAACGGGAAAGCACAUGGACAAGACUUGGGUGCUUCAGGAAGCUGUUUACGCAAAUUUUCGACAAUGCCGUAUAUGUUCUGUAACAUCAAUGAUGUUUGCAACUUGGCCCAACGUGAAGACUUUAGUUUUUGGCUAUCGACGCCUGAACCUAUGCCUAUGUCCAUGACUCCCAUACGCGCAAAUGAUGUUGGCAACUAUAUUUCUAGGUGUAUGGUAUGUGAGGCACCAACCCGAACAAUAGCUGUGCAUAGCCAAAGUAACAUAGUCCCCGACUGUCCUGUUGGGUGGCGAGAAUUAUGGCAGGGUUACAGUUUCCUAAUGCACACUGCUGGAGCGGAUGCCACAGGUCAAAGUCUUAUAUCCCCUGGAUCCUGCAUGAGGGAGUUCCGAGCACGUCCAUUCAUUGAAUGUAAUGGACUUGGACGCUGCAACUACUUUUCAACUUCCGUUUCCUACUGGCUCUCAGUUAUAGAUGAUUACAGAAUGUUUGACAAACCUGAACAGCAAACCUUGAAAGCCGACCUUGUCUCCAAAGUGAGCCGCUGUGCUGUUUGCAUGAGAGAUUGGCCUGUGCCACAUAAGAGCACGGCUCGCGCACCUACAACUCAAGGAGACCUGAACUCCGUGCCUAACGCGGCUAUACGAAGGCCAUAUCGUCCGAACCCGCGUCGACCCUACUACCGUCGUGGCAUACGUGGAAGGCGUCGGCAAUGAAGAGAUUUUCACAAUUUAACGAGAUUCAACUAAACUUUUAUUCGUAGGACUAAAAUAUUGUGAUGUAUUUCUAUAAAGGAAUAGGAUGAAAAUGUGGAUAGAAUUUAAUAUCACUGCCAAAUUAUAUAAAUAUUAACUAUUUUUAUUUUCAUAACUACCUAGUAUUUAACUGAAUAUUUUUUUCACGUUAGGUAGCAAAUAAUCAAGAUUAAAUCUCAACACAGAGCAGGACCGUAAUGACUUUUAAUUAGAUGAGUACAUGUAUUGUUUUAAAGUAAAGGCUCUCUUGAAAAGUGGCUCUCGUGUGGCUACAACUAUUUGAAAAAUUUCGUUUUUGCCUCUAAUCUACUUGAA
Trichoplusia ni (cabbage looper) is the source of this 5775-nucleotide messenger RNA. RefSeq names its product collagen alpha-1(IV) chain (gene vkg). Lineage: Eukaryota; Metazoa; Arthropoda; Insecta; Lepidoptera; Noctuidae. The coding region runs from base 22 to 5421 and encodes 1799 amino acids. Gene Ontology annotation, cellular component: collagen trimer. The record is from RefSeq and is a predicted model, not a curated record. The transcript is spliced from 15 exons. Gene Ontology annotation, molecular function: extracellular matrix structural constituent.